Brassica oleracea var. oleracea is the source of this 417-nucleotide messenger RNA. Its product is annotated as putative F-box/kelch-repeat protein At4g11750. Lineage: Eukaryota; Viridiplantae; Streptophyta; Magnoliopsida; Brassicales; Brassicaceae. The record is from RefSeq and is a predicted model, not a curated record. Bases 1 to 417 code for a protein of 138 amino acids. The transcript has 2 exons.
AUGGGUCAUGACGCCAUGAAGCGGCAAUGUGAUACACUGUUCGUUAGGUUCCAUCUAUGUGGCAUAUCAAAUCCGGAUAUGUCCGGAAAGCGAUCGUUUAGAAUGCUUGAAUGGUACAACUAUGUGGGAAGAUCUUGGAUAUCUUUGAAGGGUAUUAUGGAAAAACUGCCUAAAUUACCAAAGCCUUAUUAUGGUUCUCUGAGAUUGGAGAAUUGUGGCGGAAAGAUUGUGCUUUUAUGGGUGCAAAAUGUGUGCUCUAUUUGUUCUACGAAGGAGGAGAAGAGGAUAUGGUGUGCUGAGAUUGCGCUUGAAAAACGUAGCAUACAAGAGAUUUGUGGGAAGGUUAAGUGGUGUGACGUUGUGCUUACGGUCCCCAAGUCAUGUCCACUAGAACAACUCUUUGUUGCUACUAUUUGA